Molecule: messenger RNA, 855 nt
Organism: Beta vulgaris subsp. vulgaris (sugar beet)
Lineage: Eukaryota; Viridiplantae; Streptophyta; Magnoliopsida; Caryophyllales; Amaranthaceae
Exons: 1
Coding region: 1-855 (284 amino acids)
Source: RefSeq, a predicted model, not a curated record
AUGCGGGUUGCUCAGUUAAUCCUCCCAAACGGUCACGGAUGGGAUUAUCGUAAAAUUACUACUCUGUUUGAACCAUCUACAGCGCGGAUCAUUAAGAGUAUUGAACUUCCUCCGGAUCUGCAGGUACGUGACUUCGUUUACUGGCAGGGAACGAAAUCAGGUGAAUACACUACUAAAUAUGGUUACAAUUUACUGCUACACCAGCAACAAGAAAUCUGUAGCAUGACUUCUCCUCUUGAUACGAAAUUUUUUCGGAUCAUUUGGAGACUGAACAUCAUGCCUAAAUGGAAGAUUUUUUUAUGGAAACUCUGGCACAAUGGUUUAGCCACUUCUUCCAAUCUUUAUGAAAGGGGUAUCAGCAUGAUGAGUGCUUGUCCCAUUUGUCUCGACGAUCAGGAAAAUACACAACAUUUGUUCCGUUUGUGCCCAUUGGCUACUCAAGCUUGGAGGGAAAGUCAUCUUGUAGUUGAUAAUAUACAAACGGAACAUAUGUCGUUUAGGGAUUGGUUGCACUACUGGAUUGUCCACUUCCAUACACAAAGUGUAAUUCUUGAUUCUGGUAUUCAUACUUUCAUUGGAACUCUCUGGACGAUAUGGUUGUCAAGGAAUAACCAAGUUUUUCGCCAUCAACGACCUACAGAAAGGUCCAUUAGUGUUGUGCACCAAGACAGCAUACAACAACACCGGUGUUAUGCCCAACAACAUCGUGAUCCGACCCGUAAUCUGCUUGACCCUAGUUUCCCGCCAGGCUUUCAAGGGGUGCACUUAGGCCAACAGCCUUCUAGUCUAUUUUCAUUAACAGUUUUUGUUGCAGGUACAAAGUUCCAAGGUCAACAUAGGUGUGGUAUCGCUUAG